Messenger RNA from Ectocarpus siliculosus, 264 nucleotides. The record is from the annotation of a GenBank genome assembly. Lineage: Eukaryota; Phaeophyceae; Ectocarpales; Ectocarpaceae.
AUGGUGACACGGACGACAUGGAUCGUGCUGGGCGUGCAGCUGCUUGCGGGAUUGUGCGAGGGCUCAGCGUUUGCGUCAAGCGCCGCCGGCACGCCGGCCCACGCGGGGGGGAGCAACAACGCCCAAGGAAAUGGCGGGAGGGCAGGGGCAGGGGCGGCGAUGUCCGCAAAGACCUCUUCGCUGCUGUCGUCCGCGAAGAGCGGCGUGAGAGACUUCUUCGCCACGGCCUCUUCCGCUAGCGACGGAACCGGGUUCGGGGGGUGA